AUGGCGACUUCCAUAGCUCGAUUUUCUCGGAGAGGAGUAAAUUCUAACCUGAUCCGUCGUUGCUUCGCUGCAGAAGCGGCGCUGGCGACGAAGACGGAGGUGCCGAAGCCAAAAUUGACGGUGUCGCCGUCGCCGGAUCGUGUGAAGUGGGACUACAGGGGACAGAGACAGAUCAUUCCUUUGGGGCAGUGGCUUCCGAAGGUAGCCGUUGAUGCCUACGUGGCACCCAAUGUUGUGUUGGCCGGUCAGGUCACAGUCUGGGACGGCUCCUCCGUCUGGAACGGUGCCGUUCUACGCGGCGAUCUCAACAAAAUCACUCUCGGAUUCUGCUCGAACGUACAGGAACGGUGUGUUGUUCAUGCCGCGUGGUCGUCCCCAACAGGUUUUUUCCCCUUCAUUUUAUGUUCCGAUUAUCCAAUUUCUGAGCUUAUUGCUGAUAAGAAAUCAAGACAAAUGUUGUUAAAUUGA
Thlaspi arvense is the source of this 468-nucleotide messenger RNA. NCBI's taxonomy places the organism in Eukaryota, Viridiplantae, Streptophyta, Magnoliopsida, Brassicales, Brassicaceae. The record is from the annotation of a GenBank genome assembly.